Molecule: messenger RNA, 1791 nt
Organism: Daphnia magna
Lineage: Eukaryota; Metazoa; Arthropoda; Branchiopoda; Diplostraca; Daphniidae
Exons: 2
Coding region: 1-1791 (596 amino acids)
Biological process (GO): DNA integration
Molecular function (GO): nucleic acid binding
Source: RefSeq, a predicted model, not a curated record
AUGUGCUCGUCCGUUAAUGUUGACGAAAUUUUUGUGCCAAGCUCGAAUUUCUCGAGCGUUGCAAGCAAGGAGUUGUUUAUUGCCGACACUCUUAGUCGGGCUCCGUCGCCCAGCCUUUUCAACGAUGACGUCACGCAAAACUGCGAGGAGCAAGUACAUGCCGUUCUCGACCUCAUCAUCCCUCAUGAUUCGACUAGAGUCAAGUUUGCUGAAGCGACGGCCGCUGAUCCAACUCUCCGCCUGCUCAUGGAAGUCCUUCGUCGUGGGUGGCCUGACCACAAGUCUCAGUGUCCCGUUUCUGUCAAGCCGUUUUGGAAAGUCCGCCACCAAUUGUCUGAAGCUGGUGGUCUACUACUCAACGGGAGCCGCCUGGUGGUUCCAGUGGCGCUUCGACAGGAGGUGUUGGCCGGCAUUCAUGACGGCCAUUUUGGAGAGGUAAAAUGUGUCCUGCGAGCAAAAUCGGCCGUGUAUUGGCCCGGUUGUGACGAUCAUAUUCGCAACAUGGUGGCCAGCUGUGCUACAUGUCAAACGUAUCGCAAUCGCAAUCCGUCUCAGCCUCUUCGCCCAGUGCCGUUGCCGGUGCAUGCGUUCCAGUUGGUGUCGGCUGAUCUCUUUCUUUUUAAUGGAGUCAACUAUGUCCUGGUGGUCGACGCGUACAGCAAAUGGCCAGCAUGCGUGCCCUUGCGCACUCUCUCGUCUUCGUCCGUCAUCGCUGAGGUUGAAAGAAUCUUUAGUGAUUUUGGCGUUCCGGAAGUUGUUAUGUCUGACAACGGCUCUCAGUAUGAUUGUGAAGAAUUUCGAGCGUAUUGCAAAAGCCGCGCUAUUCGUUCCGUGUCCUCCAGCCCAACGUAUGCACAGUCUAAUGGGCUAGUGGAGCGCCACAUCCAAACAGUAAAAAAAACACUGUUGAAAAUGUUUGCUGACGGGCGGUCUCUGUGGGAGGCGUUGGCAGCGAUUCGGUCCACCCCAAUAUCAUCAGAGCUCCCAUCUCCAGCAGUAUUGUUACAGGGGCGGAACCUUCGUGGCAGCUUGCCUUUUCUACAAAAUCGUCUAGUCCCGCAGUAUGUGCCUGCAGAGUUUGUUCGGGCCCAGCUCCAACGUCGUCAAGCGUCGGCCUGUUUUAGUCAUGGGGGUCGUCCGGAUAUUCGGGGCUCGGCGCUCUUUGUUGGUCAAAGAGUGAGAGCGUUCGUCUCUGGUCUAUGGUUGGCUGGUGCUGUGGAGGCUGUAUGCAGUGAGCCGGACUCGUAUGUGGUUCGGUUGAUGGACGGACGAGCGUUUCGUCGCACACAUCGUGACAUCAAUCUGGACAACUCGCCUUCAGCGAGAUUCGGCGCUGGUCAACAGAGUAGCGGAGUGGCUGGGUCCUCAUCUAGUGUUCGUGGCUAUCGUGCGCCUGCAUCCGCUAGUAAUCUACUUCCGGUGUUGUCUUGGACACCACCAACUCCGCCUGUCCUCGCUGUCAACCGUCAAGCGGCUUCAUCAGUUCCGGCAGCUAUAAAUCAGCCGUCAACAGUUCCGCCGGGGCCACUGGUGGUGGUCACUUCUUCUUCCGCAACGAUUCCACCGGCGGAUUCUCAAUCACAGGCUGCACGCCAUCAAUUUGUUCGCAAGCCGCGUACGGCCAAGGUUUGGCCAGCGAGUUCACGUAGUAGUUCCAGGGUGGCAGCGCAGCGUCAGGCCCGUUCGUCAGAACAGACGGUCCGUCUCGUUAGUCCGGCUCGUCCUCCUGAUCCGGUUGUGCAAAUAGCAGGUCAAAACUUGGGAGCGGAACCAGCGACCAUUCAAGAGUAG